Messenger RNA from Clonostachys rhizophaga, 1638 nucleotides. Lineage: Eukaryota; Fungi; Ascomycota; Sordariomycetes; Hypocreales; Bionectriaceae. The record is from the annotation of a GenBank genome assembly.
AUGCGACCCCUCUCUACCGUCUUGACGGUCGCGCUCGCCGUCUCCGGCGUAGCAACAAGCAGCUGGUUCCCUGGCACCAAGACUGUUUACAACAAAUGGCACGAAACCGAGCUCGAGCGCUGGCUCUCAGACAACAACAUCCCCUACCCAACCCCCGCCGAUCGCAAGGAUCUCGAGACCCUGGUGGGUAAGAACUGGAACGACUAUGUUGUGGCUCCGUACAACAGCUGGGACACUGUCCAGCUUAGCAAAUACUUGCAGGACAAGGGCAAACAGUCCCAGGCUGACGUCGAAUCUGCCAAGGACAGCCUUGUCGAGCAGGUCAAGAACAACUGGUAUGAAACCGAAGAGAAUUCCUACCAGGCCUGGAACAAUGUCAAGGAUUGGAUUCUCGAUACUUGGACCGACAGCCAGCUGAAGGCUUUCGCCGACAAGCAUAAUAUCCCUGUUCCUCAGCCCCGUCACCGUGAUACCCUUCUCCAGAAGUCUCGUCAGGCCUACGAAUCCACUGCCAAAAAGCUUGGAGAGGCUGCGCAGUACCCUGGAGACUGGCUGUAUCAGACCUGGACAGAAUCUGAGUUGAAGGAGUGGCUUGAUACGCAUGGAUUCCCCGCCCCUCAACCCACCAGCCGUGACAAGCUUGUCGCAUCUGUCCGUCGCAACUCACGUCUUGCUUACCUUAAAGCCCGAGACCAAGCCGCCAGCGCUACAGCCAGCGCCCAGGCUUCCUAUGCCACUUUGACUGACAUCAUUAUCGAUGCCUGGAGCGAGUCCCAGCUCAAGGCGUUCUGUGAUAAGAAUGCCAUUCCUGUUCCCCAGGGUACAAAGGCCAACGAACUGCGUGCUCUGGUUCGCAAGCACCGAGCUGCUAUCCUUGGCGAUACCGUUGCCUCCAGCGCCUCAUCAGCUUUUGGGGCUGCCACUUCCAAUGUUGGGAGCGAAUAUGCCAAGGCAACUGAUCGUGUCUACCUGGCAGCUGAGUCAGUCUUUGACGACGCUGUUGGUGUCUGGUCUGAAAGCCGCCUGAAGGCCUACCUUGAUGCUCGGGGCGUCCCAGUCCCUCAUGGCUCCACCACCGACGAGCUGCGGGCUUUGGUUCGAAAGAACACUCACAAGGCUGCUUCCGGAUGGAGCGCUUGGACUUUUGACGACUUCUCAUAUGACAACCUCAAGAACUAUCUUCGAAAGAACGGUGAUGCCGCGGCAAAGAAGGCCGCCGAGAAGAAGGAUGCCACUCGCGAUGAGCUUGUUAGCGCAGCCCAGUCUGCAUACGCCUCCGCUUCCACUGCUGGAGGUAACACAUAUGCCUCCGCUACUAGCUAUCUCGCAUCUGCCACCGAGGCUGCUAAGAGCAACGCGUUUGACACCUGGACUGAGUCUGAUCUCAAGGCAUACCUUGAUAGCUACGGUAUCCCCGUUCACCAAGGCACCAAGCUUGAGGAACUGAAGGCCAUGGCGCGCAAGCAAUCGACCUUUUUCAAGUACGGAACCUCCACGCCAUCUGAGACUCUUUUCGCUAAGGUCGAGGAGUCUGCUAAGGAGGGCUGGAACUGGGUUGCCAAACAACUCAAUCUUGGAGGCCAGACUGCCAAGGAGAAGGCAGCCGAGGCCGAGGAGAAGUUGAGGCAAGAGCUGUAA